Molecule: messenger RNA, 859 nt
Organism: Salpingoeca rosetta
Lineage: Eukaryota; Choanoflagellata; Craspedida; Salpingoecidae
Product: phosphomevalonate kinase
Exons: 5
Coding region: 138-794 (218 amino acids)
Biological process (GO): isopentenyl diphosphate biosynthetic process, mevalonate pathway; cholesterol biosynthetic process
Cellular component (GO): cytoplasm
Molecular function (GO): phosphomevalonate kinase activity
Source: RefSeq, a predicted model, not a curated record
CGGAGAUCAUUCGAGGACCACAAGUACGCUGCGGUGGAAGGACGUUGUGCGUAGAUGCGAAGCAGCUGGAACAUGUAUCUUUGUCUUGUUGCUAACUAUGCUACUCUCACUGUGUGUGGGGGGAUUAGGAUGGCGAUAUGUCGCCACUGCGAGUGGUUGCUGCUGCGGCUGCGAUUGGCGUGUCCGUGUACGCCAUGUGUCGCAUUGCCAAGUCCCUCUGCUGCUCCAAGUUGGACGGACCCAAGUGCGUCAUCAUCCUCUCAGGCAAGCGCAAAUGCGGCAAGGACUACCUCUCCAGCUUCCUUCAUGAGCGGCUCGGGACAUUCUCGUCCGUAGUGCGCCUCUCCGGCCCUCUGAAGGAGCAGUUUGCCAAAGACCAUGGUCUGGACUAUGAAGAGCUGCUCUCAGAUUCCGGAUACAAGGAGAAGUACCGCAAGGACAUGAUUGCAUGGGGCGAGAAGAUGCGCAACGCAGACCCAGGGUUCUUCUGCCGCCUGGCAACCGCCACAGCGACCGCCCCAAUCUGGAUUGUCACUGACGCCCGCAGGCCCUCCGAUAUCGAGUACUUCAAGGCACGCUACCCUGUUGUGACAGUGCGGAUAUCCUCGACAGAUGCAACGCGGAAGCAACGAGGGUGGGUGUUUACGCCCGACGUGGAUGAUGCCGAAUCAGAGUGUGCGCUGGACAACUAUGGCUUUGACCAGACGAUUGAGAACAACAGCACGGGCGGUCUCACCCCAGCCCUCGACCGCGCCCUGCAACGCGUCAUCAACGCAGCCGUCAAGCACCUCUGAUGCCGCAGUGAUCCACCGCCAUAUGGAGCGGACCGUUUGUGGGUCAGCCAUUCUCGCUCUGCUGA